CGACAGUAGGAGCAUUGCAUGCACACGCAAAAAACGACGUAAUACACGUCUUAUUCUGGUUAUUGCCACCGCCGUACGCACUCGUUGACAGUGCACAGCUGGCCGUGGCAGCAGAAUUCAGACGUGAGUCUCAUUAGCCUCUGUCAGCAGCACUGCUUCAUCACAGCAGUUUCAUCGCUGCAUCACGCGCGCCGAACGCCAUCGCCUCGGCACACCGUAGAACACUCCUGCAUCACAACAGCUUCAUCGGCACAUCACGCGCACACCGUGGAAAUAUGGCCGAGCUCACGGAACCCCGCAAGCGCAAGUCCGAGGAAACGGCACCGGCCCAGAAGCGCGACCGGAAAGGAGCCGCACGACCGAACAUCCUCGUGACGGGCACGCCGGGCGUCGGCAAGACGCGCGCCGCCGAGGCCAUCGCGGCGCGCCUCGGCCUGCAGCGGCUCGGCGUCUCGGAGCUCGCGAAGUCAUUGAAAGCGUUCGAGGAGUUCGACGAGGCGCGGCAGUGCCAAGUGCUCGACGAGGACCGCGUGCUGGACGCGAUGGAGCCGGACCUGGGCCGGGGCGGGUUUGUAGUCGACUACCACGCGUGCGAGCUCUUCCCCGAGCGCUGGUUCGAUUUGGUGCUCGUGCUGCGCGUCGGCACCGAGACUUUAUAUGAUCGCCUCACGGCGCGCGGCUACCCCGAGCCGAAGCUCCAGGAAAAUCUGCAGUGCGAGAUCAUGCAGGUCGUCCUCGAGGAAGCCAGAGAGGCCUACGCCGCGGAGGUCGUCGUGGAGUUGAGGAAUGAGAGCGAGGCCGACCUCGAGGCGACGCUUGCGCGGGUGGCUGCGUGGCGCGACGCGUGGAAUAAUUCUUGAG
This is a messenger RNA of Pelagomonas calceolata, 861 nucleotides long. The record is from the annotation of a GenBank genome assembly. NCBI's taxonomy places the organism in Eukaryota, Pelagophyceae, Pelagomonadales, Pelagomonadaceae.